AGUGAUCAUCGAAACUUCGACGGAAUCACGCGUAUUCUGUCCGCAGCUCUGAACACACUUUCAGUCUAUUCUAUAAAUCAGUUACAAUACACUACGAAAGUGCAUCGUUAAAAACUCGCCGCACACGCAUACAUACACUCUAUUUUCGACUCUUAAAGUCAUCAAAAGUGGAAUAGAAUUUUGUUUUGGAAAACGAAACACGAAAGCGAAACACAAGACACGAAAAGAACGAAUCUAAUUCCUUGUUUAUAAAAUAAGCAUUAGUCAACAGUAACGGAUGAAAUCAGCCGGAUAAAAUUAUUCCCAUCGAAACUGAGAGCAUCGUAGCAGUAGCAGCGUCUCAGCUUGUUGAUUUUAUUGUUUUGUUAUUUUUCUCUCUUUCGAAAGUCCUACACACGAACUUUUUUUUUUUGAUCACUUUGAAAUAUUGAGUAGAUUGACGGAACGAACAUUUUGUUGACAGACAGAUUCGAAUCGUUUGCUCUCCUUAUUGAUAGAGGAUACAGCAACGAAAACAAUAAACAACAACAACAAAAAAAGAUGCGAUCAACCUGUGCAUAUACUAUGUGUGAUGGAACAUUUUUUCUCUUAGUUGAGAUUGUCGGUUUCUAUAAAUAAACGGAAAAUCGUGCGAAGUGAUAGCCAAUUUCAAUUUUCUCUCAAUCUAGAUAACGGUCAGUGAUUUUGAAUCUUUUGCAUAGUGUUUUGGAUAUUGGUCGUUUUGUGUGUUUUUUUUUGUCUCAAUACUUGGUUUCGCACCAUUCAUACUCUCUUUGGUCGGUGUUUUAUAGCCAAAGAAAAUGUUCGGUAAAUGUAAUAGCAGCAGAUAAUAUCUCUUUCGGGGCAUUAUACUAUCUAUUACAUUCAUUACACUUAUAAAUAAUUUUAUGACGACAACAACAACAACAUCGACGACGACGACGACGACGAGUGAAAGAGGACAAGAACAUAUGUGGAAUAGAUUGCGUUCUCGCCAGCCACAACACACUUCACACACAUAUGAUACGCUCUGAUGAAAAUUCAAGUAUUUUUCUUGUUGGUGUUGUUGUUGUUUCGUUUUUUCUUCUUUCUUUCUUCUUCGAAAAACGAUGAAGCACUUUUAACCGUAAAAAUAGACGCAACACUCACAUUGUGAUUCGAAUAGAACAAAACAAAAAUAUAUAUCGUAGCGCAAAGUAUCUUACAUACAGCGAGAAAGUGAGACGCAUGACCAUAUGCCACACUGAACACGAGAAACAUUUCACCUUUUUUUCCUAUAUGGCCAAUAAUUUGUUCAGUCGUCGUUUUCGGAACAUUGGUCCUAACCACUUUAAAAUUGCUAUUUUGAAGCGUCGAGAAAUGUGUAUUGCAUUGUGACGGGGUGCAUUUGCUUAACGAUCAAAACAACCACCGAGAAAAAGAGACAGAGAAACAUAUUUUGGAUCGAGUUAAACUCAAGAACACAGAAAAUAAGAGAAUUUAAUUUUCGUCACCAUUGUUUGCAUUCACACAUACAGGACAAAAACGAACCGACAACCUAAACUGAACUAAAUAAAACGGAACAAAACGACACAAAAGAGAAAGAAAAUAAAGAGAAAAAAAAGAGUCAAUGAAGACGAAAUAAAAGACCAUGUAAUAAACUUUGAGUGCAAAAUUCAAUUAUGCGUGUUGCGUGUUAAUUUAAUUUGGUGUAAGUGAAUGUUUGUUGUGCGUUUUCUGGUGUGUUCAUUGCAACAAAAAUAGCGAAAAAAAGGAGAAGAAGUAAAACAAGAUCGAAAACGGGAACGAAAACGCACAAAGACCAAAACGAUACGAUUGAAUCAUAAAAUUGUGUUAUGAUAGUUCAGUGACCAAAACUAAUUGAAUUAAAUCAUGACAAUGGCACCAAGUUGAAAAAGCAUCACGUACAUAUUUGUGGAUAAAUGCGUCCUAACGAUCUUCCAUCCAAAAUCGACCAAAGAAUCGACCAAAGCGAUAGAGUGUGAGAGAGAUAGACAGUGAACGGGAAAAGAGAAGUAUAGCAGAAAAUUGCAUCGCAUUCACAAAAGAGUGUCUAAACGGCGUGUAAUGGACUUUUUAGUUUCGGCAAGAUUCGAAUAAAUUCUGAUUACAGUGUCUUGGAGAUAAGUGAAGAGCAAAGCACGCGCGCAUGCAAACAGACACAACAACGCCAAUUCCAGCGAAUACAAACGGAUUGGUACACGCUAAAGGCGUACAUAAGCAAAUUAAGUUGAUAAACGCACACAGAGAGAAAAACGCGCUAAAUAUUAGCAAAAUUUCUCGCUUUACAUUUUAAGCUCGGCCAAACGAGAUUGAAAGCUCCAGAACGAUAAAUAGCCAAAUACGGUUUUCGCAUUUUGCGAGAGACUGUGUGCACAUGACUUCAAACAGCCUAAUUUGAAUGUUAUUGAUGCGCGCACACAAAGUGAAUACGAAACGAUUAAGGCGCCUGAAUAAGUUAAACAAAUUCAAUUCAAUCAUUCAACGAACCGCUUAAGCAAACAAAUCGAGGCAGAACAGCCAGAGAUAGCGCGAUACCCAUAAAGAGUGAGAGACAGAACGGCGUGUAUUUUGCCUGCUAGCCAACACAAACACACCAAAACAACAAACAACCCAAGAACCAGAGCUGAACUGAGCACACGAGCACGAAGGCGAGUGAAUACAACAAGCGGUAUACAAUAAAAUCCGAAAAAUAAAAAGUCAGUGUGUUGGCAUUUAACAUGACGAUUUGGAAUUCAUCAGUGUGAGAAGUUUGCACAUUAAGCCCAUUUAUUUCAUCCGGACAGUCCAGUUGAAUUUCGUAGCUAGUGCUUGAAAAAACGAAAAUAAGCGCCGAUAAACGGAUAUAUUUGGACAGUUCAACAUUUAAACGAGCAUACCCACUCUCCUCGUCCGCGCCUAUCCCAAAAAUACCAGCGCCAAAUCAGCAACCCCAAAACAGACAACCGACACAUCCGAGCGUGAAUUGAUUUUGUUUUCACAUCAUUGCCACCACAAAACGAUUCGUACGAAGCUUUUCUAUAUGAUUCACAAGAUCGUCAGUAUCAACAAUGAGUGCAUCUACAGAAAAUAGUACGGUUGUUUAUUGCGGCCAAGGAUUAGAUGAUUUUCAUACGCGAUAUCAUUCCAUCCAUGGAUACUUGAGCUUAUCGGUAUGCAUUUUGGGUUGUAUUGCAAAUGUGGCGAAUGUAGUGGUUCUGACACGACGUGAAAUACGUUCACCAACGAAUGCCAUACUCACCGGUUUGGCCGUGGCUGAUUUUCUCGUGAUGAUCGAUUAUAUACCAUACUCAUGGUUUGAUUAUAUUCUACCAAACAUGAACUAUACGCGUAGAACAUUGUUCUCCUAUUCAACGGCCUGGUUCAUCAUGUUCCAUUCGAUAUUUGCGCAAAUUUGUCACACAAUUUCAAUUUGGUUGACGGUGACGUUGGCUGUGUGGCGUUACAUAGCCGUUGCGUAUCCACAUCGAAAUCGAAUUUGGUGUAAUAUGCGUACAACACUUAUAACCAUUGCGAGUGCCUACAUCGUUUGUCCAUUUGCUGCCAUCCCAUUGUAUUUGGCGACGGCAAUUCAAGCCAGUACCCAGAUUCUCGAUGGUAACGGUCAAAUUUACAAGGCGAAUAGCAACGGCACCAUCAAUAAUGUCAGCAACAGUGUCAGCAGUGCUAACGGUGUGGUACAAUUGGCAUCAACGUCACUCUUACCAGCUGGUUACAAAAAUAUCACCGUCUACAAGGUUCAAUACAGCGAUAUUGCGAAAAACAAUCCCUCUCUAAUCACAUUCAAUCUCUGGAUGUAUAGUAUAUUAAUUAAAUUGAUACCGUGCUUUGCGUUAACCAUUUUAUCACUACGAUUGAUUGGUGCAUUGCUCGAGGCAAAACGACGUCGUAAACAACUGCUGAAUUCGAAUGGUAUGCAAACAUUGGUUAAUGGCAAAGCUGUCGAAGGCCAGCAACCAAAUCGACGCAACACCAAAUCACUGGAAAAGGAAAAACAAACCGAUCGCACCACCCGAAUGCUGCUCGCUGUUUUAUUACUGUUUCUUAUCACAGAAUUUCCACAGGGUAUAUUGGGUUUGCUUAGUGCCGUUUUGGGGCCCAACUUUUACUUGCAAUGCUAUUUGAAACUAGGCGAUUUAAUCGAUAUUCUGGCAUUAAUAAACUCGGGCAUCAAUUUUAUAUUGUAUUGCUCGAUGAGUCGGCAAUUCCGUAAAACGUUUAUUGUAUUGUUUCGGCCGAAAUGUUUGACUCGUUGGUUGUCAUUGGCACAGGAUGAUGCGGACCAUGGUGCUGGCCAUACGUAUAUUGGCCGAGAUGAAAACAAUGGCCUAACCACACAAGUGACACAAGUUUAGCACAAGACCAACAGACAUUUGGUUGUCGUUGACCGGAAUGGCGUUAUGACCAUACAUCACACAACAAACCAAAUUCAAAUGCUGUGCUGCCUGAAAUGCUGCUGCCAUGCAAUCAAAUAGAAAAAAAACGCAGAAAGUGAGAGAGAGAGAGAGAGAGAGAGAGAGAGAGAGAGAACGAAAAACCAUGAGGAAAGGAGAGGAAGUGAGGUAGAAGUAGGUGCACAAAAUGAAAUGUUCGUGCGCACAUAUACGCUCCAAAUGGGUGCGGGAGCAUGGAUGACAAAAAUAGCAUAUAAAGCGGAAAAUCAAACAACGAACGAAAGCAGCGACAACGAUGACGAUGACGACGACGAUUAUGGCGACCGGGGCAGUGAACCAUCCACAACAAUGUCGGUGGCUAAAUUGGCGUUAAUCAUACAAAAGAUUGAAUGAUUUGUGGUUGUAAUGCAUGCAUUAUGCAUAGAUAAGACAAAAAGCGGCCAACGCAUAUAUACAACAAAUGUCUGUGUGGAACUAUAUAUGCAGGUAUUGGAAGGAAUGGAAGAAAACAAGAGAGAGAGAGAGAGAGAGAGAGAGAGAGAGAAAGAGAGAGAAAGAGAGAGCAAACAACAUUCGGCCACAGUAUAGCAACAACCGGCGACAUGAUCAAAUAGAAAUAAAACACUCAAAUAAAUAAAAGCGAAAUAAAAAAGAAAUAUAUAUGUACGCGCACAAUUGAUUCUAUCCCAAUAAUUUUUGUAGGUGCUUAUGUUAUUUUGUUUUCCAUCAAAUCCAUUAUUCUUUCCCCCCCCCCCCUCUAUUGUAGCUGGAGAGAAACAGAGAGAAUGGGAAAAAGCUUGAACAUUGAUCGAUAACACAUUCAUCCACACUGCGAUUCGAAACAAUCAAACAUAAAAUAUCACCAAUAAGAGAAUUUGAUGUUCAUUUUUAUCCCAUUCUACCUUGCACCCGCCGCCCAAAAUGCAAAAGGAUACACUUGAAUGUGUCUAACAAUUGUACGAGUUCAUUUAAUCAAUUUGCGAUAGGAUUUUGCCCUCCAUCACACUGAUGGCUGUUAUUAUGUGGAAUAAACGUAUCUUCUUCUUCUUCUUCUUUUUUCUUAAUAUUAUUGUUCUUUUUUCCCAUUAUUGUUAUUAUCAUUAUUUUAUUUCGCUCUGGUGGUGGGUCGACGGGAGAGGUACAAAACGGAGCACUAUUUUCAUUGAAAAUGUACAUAUAAUACGAUGAGCAUAACACAAUUAAUGGAAAACGGAUUCAGCAACGUCUAGCAACGGUGAAUUAAUACUUUGACGCGCAAAACGGCCGACCGUAGAAACGAUAAAGAAAACCGAAGAAAAUUCAGUUCGGUUGUGUGUGCGUGUGUGUUGCGCGCACGGCUGUAUUGCUAGUAGCAUUACCAUCACCAUCACCAUUACCAUCAUUUCAAUUCGAAAUUAUUUUUGCUCGAAUGCGAGAGGUUAAUUAAAGAAGGCUUAUUAGUUAAACAGGUGUUUUUUGUCUGUAUUAUUCCGUUGAAAAUGUAAUUAGAGUAACGAUAGCGUUUCACGUCCGUCAAUAAUAAAUUAUGUUUUGUUCAUUUAUCACUUAAAUCACAUUAAUGAAAAUGGCCAAGCAUCGCGUCCCGGAGCCAAAACUGAAUGGAAUAUAGCAAAUAUUUCUUCACACAACAGGAAAAAAAUAACUUAUACGAAAAUAAAAACAAAGAGAAUUAAAAUGGCAUUUUGGGCGAUGUGAAAAAGCAACGGUUCGUACCACUUAACAAUUACAUUGAAUGUAAAAUGGAACAUUUGGCAUUUUCAAGAGUCAAGAUGGAAAUUAAAUAGAAAUUUUGAGAGGGAGAGUUGAAUAGGUGCAUGUCAAAAAUAAGAAACGAAUUCAAGAUGUGCCCUGAUUCAUUGUACGAAAAAUACAUCUAGACACCGAUACAAUGAGGGGAGGAAAAGAGUCAAAGUGUGAUUGAAACUGAAUGUUUUACGGGACUACCUAAACUCUCAUUGUUCACGAUAGCUGUCUCUCAACAAUUGCAAGAUAAACCCAUUACCACAGAGCAAGUGUAGCGUAUGAGGAAGCGGAUGAGCAAACACACACACACACAUACACAUGUAUCUAUGGUUGAUCUUAGCAACGACUCGGAAAAUCGGUGCGGUUGUGUAAGCACUUCCUGCUUCUUUUCCAUAUACGUGGAAUGCUCGUGCUUCACGUAGAGUGAAUUGAGCUCACACCGUAUUUACUGAGAUUAGCUUAAAUGUGCGUUAUAAUGGCUCUCACUUCCACUCUCCCUCUCCCUCACGCUGUCACACUCUUCCUUCUAUAUAGAUACUAUAUUCACAUGUAUAAAUGUAAUUUUGUCUGAUGUUCCGAUUACAACUUACAAUAAAACGAGAGAAACAAACAUUUGUAUACUACUAUGCUCCUCAUUGCUUUUCAUAAUAACAAAUAAUAAUUCAAGAUUUUCCUAGAAAUGUAGGGAAAUUUGGUAAAAAAAAUUUCUUCUGGAAAAUGUUCAGUUGUCAGCCAUUCUCAAAUCCUAAGUGAAAUUUGUAUAAAUGCACUUGUCAAAGAAAAUGAAAAGAACCAUUGUGAUAUUUAUUUAAAACAUGGAUAAAAAAAACACUUUUAAACACUAUGUAGCAUAUUAUAUUACUAUGUCUAGAUGAUAACCACAUAUAUACAUAACAAUAUGUCAACUGAUUUGAGAUGAUGUCAAAAUCCAGAAUUAUUAUAAAAUUUAACUAGUUUAUUUUUGGGAUAAGAGAUUUAAGAGAUAAGAAAUAAAACAGACGAAUUGAUGUUAUUACUAAAUUAUG
Sitodiplosis mosellana (orange wheat blossom midge) is the source of this 7141-nucleotide messenger RNA. RefSeq names its product G-protein coupled receptor dmsr-1 (gene MsR2). The record is from RefSeq and is a predicted model, not a curated record. Gene Ontology annotation, molecular function: G protein-coupled peptide receptor activity. Bases 3030 to 4334 code for a protein of 434 amino acids. Gene Ontology annotation, biological process: G protein-coupled receptor signaling pathway. The transcript has 4 exons. Lineage: Eukaryota; Metazoa; Arthropoda; Insecta; Diptera; Cecidomyiidae. Gene Ontology annotation, cellular component: membrane.